GUUCGCGCGCCCCUCGUACUCUCACGAUCUCUCGUCGUCUCGUUGCACUGUGUGCGCGAUCAGUUCAACCCUCGACGUCCUCCUGGACGAACCCCGCCGAGCUCUUCGAUUCCUGUUCUCGCGUCUUUGCUUCUCUCUUCGCUUCCAAAUAUCUCGCCCUGUCUGCGAUUCUCCGCGGGAGAAAGAUGGGGAGAACGCUGCCGACGCCGGUUGCUUGCAAGGUUUGUGGCGACCGAUCUUACGGGAAACAUUACGGAGUUUACUGUUGCGACGGUUGUUCGUGUUUCUUCAAGCGGUCGGUGCGUCGCGGCGCCCUAUUCACCUGCAUAGCCGGAACCGGAGCGUGCUUCGUCGACAAAGCGAGACGCAAUUGGUGUCCGUAUUGCCGCCUGAACAAGUGCUUUACCGUUGGCAUGAACACGGCAGCCGUUCAGGAAGAGAGAGGACCGCGCGUACGAAACAAGAUCGCAUCCGUCGCGCGUCAUUUCUCUCGUGCAUCGUCGUCGCCACCGCCGCCGCCGCCACCGCCACCGCCACCGCCACCGCCACCGCCGUUGGUAUCUCUUUCAUCGUCUUUGGAUCCAGGAAUCGUAGCACCGAUUCUAAUCGCAAAGGAGACGGCCGUCGCUGCAAACCCAACGAUGCGAUAUCACGCGACCGACGUUAACGUCGAUAACGGACUCUCUUUCUCGUCGAUGAGACGGAUCCUCUAUUCUCCUCGAGUGCCUACGAAUCUUGUGGCUGGUAAACGAAAUCGCAGAGUAGAACGGUCGCAUGGUAGAAACGGAGACACGAUACGAUACGAAGUGGCGGCACGGAUAUUCUUCGCGACCGUGCGAGCCGCUCGCCAACAUCGAGAGUUCUCGAUGCUCGCUUUCGACGAGCAGAAUAAGAUUCUUCGAAGAGGAUGGGCUGCGGCGUUCGUUCUGCGAGCUGCGAUCUGGCCGGUCGAUUUGACUAAUUUUCCGAAAACGAGCCUCUCGGCUGACGGACACGGUGACAACACCGAGCACCGUCACCAUCGCGCUGUAUCCGCGGCAAGAGCCACCAUCUCUAAUUUGCGUCCCGAUCGAGUCGAGCUCUCGAUUCUGGAAACCUUGAUCCUCUGUCGACCCGAGAUCGCCGAGACGACGAACGGCAUACGUUUGACGUCGCGAGCAACGGACACCGCGGUGGACGCUCUGGUUCGACAUCUUGCUGGUAGAACCGAAUCGUCGGCCAGGAUGGCCAAACUUAUGCUCGUGCUUCCCAUCUUGACAGGAUCCUGCCCCCGGGAACUAGCCAACGAUCUUUUCGCACCUAUUAUCGGUGACGUGGACCUCGAAAAAGUGAUCGCGUCUGUGCGCUGACUCGAUCGUUCGUUCCACCGUGUUCGUGUAUCUU
Molecule: messenger RNA, 1383 nt
Organism: Bombus terrestris (buff-tailed bumblebee)
Lineage: Eukaryota; Metazoa; Arthropoda; Insecta; Hymenoptera; Apidae
Gene: Hr83
Product: photoreceptor-specific nuclear receptor
Exons: 6
Coding region: 186-1349 (387 amino acids)
Biological process (GO): cell differentiation; anatomical structure development; regulation of transcription by RNA polymerase II
Molecular function (GO): RNA polymerase II cis-regulatory region sequence-specific DNA binding; zinc ion binding; nuclear receptor activity
Source: RefSeq, a predicted model, not a curated record